GAAAAUGGAGUUGUCGAUACGGUAUUUACAGAAAUCAAAAGGCUGUGUUAUGAACUUUCGAACAUUAUGCAAUGUGCCCAGCAGACUAAACUCAACGAAUAAAGUUUUGAAAAUAUGUGAUUUCGAAGAGAAUGCAAGAAGUUUUCGAUCGAUAUCAACCGCAGAGAAAAUUGCGAGAUGUAAGUUAGCUAGCUUGUACAGAUUACUUUAUAUCAGUGGUUGGGCGGAGGAUGUUUUGAAUCACGUGACACUUCGAUUACCAUCUAAAACAGCUAUUAGUUGUAAUAAUGAUAAUCAGAUUGAUGAGACUUUUCUUAUCAAUAAGUUUGGGCUGCAAUACUGGGAAGUGACUUCUUCUAAUUUGGUGGAAGCAACCUUGUCGGACGACGCCGAGAUAGUGUCACCAGGAAGCAAUUGUGGGCCUGUGGGAUUAAACAAAGCAGGUGUUGUCCUGCACACAGCUCUACACAGGGCGCGUGAAGAUGUCGAGUGUAUCGUGCAUUUUCACCAGACGGACGUGCAAGCUUUGUCGGCUUUGAAGUGUGGUUUGCUGAAGACAUCUCUGGAGUCGUGUAUCUUGGGAGGAGUCUCCCGGCACUCCUUCAGAGGCAUCACAAUUCACCAGGAGGAACGGAAACAGUUGAGACAGAGUUUGGGAAAAACCAACAAGGUGAUGAUGCUGGACAACCAUGGCGCUGUGGUGUGUGGCAGUUCAGUGGAGGAGACAUGGCAACUCACCACUCUAUUAGUGCACGCAGCCAAAUCACAGUUGACUGCGCUGCAAGCGGUCGGAGGGGAUGAAUCGAAGUUGGUUCUAAUUGAGGAAGAGACGGCACAGCGCACCUACGAAACAGCCUGGAGUGGCAAUUUACACGGAAGAGAUUUAACAGACACGGUGUCUCAUUCGGGAGAAAAGGGAAAGAGCAUUGCUGGCGAGGGGAUCGAAAAUGAAGCACUUACACAGAAGUUUGGAGUCCGUUUGUUCAACUCUGAAAUUAGACGACUAGACUUCAUGGGAUAUAACACUGGUCUAACUUGAUUAUUGCUUGAUGAUUUGAAUUAGCUUGGAAUGAUUUGAAUUGGAUCGAAUUGAACACAAUCUACUUAAUGUGAUUACAUUCAACUCGAAGUAAUUUCUGAUCGGUAGACUAGAUAGAGGAAUUAAAAACAGACAGUGAGUUUGAUAAAGGUUGUUAAAACUAGAAUAAUUAGACCAUCUCAUAUGCCUUUUUAAUCAUUUUUUA
This is a messenger RNA of Symsagittifera roscoffensis, 1244 nucleotides long. RefSeq names its product putative aldolase class 2 protein PA3430. Gene Ontology annotation, cellular component: cytoskeleton. Bases 5 to 1039 code for a protein of 344 amino acids. The record is from RefSeq and is a predicted model, not a curated record. The transcript has 5 exons. NCBI's taxonomy places the organism in Eukaryota, Metazoa, Xenacoelomorpha, Acoela, Convolutidae. Gene Ontology annotation, molecular function: actin filament binding.